Messenger RNA from Plasmodium gallinaceum, 1227 nucleotides. Its product is annotated as RAP protein, putative. The record is from RefSeq and is a predicted model, not a curated record. Lineage: Eukaryota; Apicomplexa; Aconoidasida; Haemosporida; Plasmodiidae. The annotation marks the transcript as partial. The transcript is spliced from 5 exons.
AUGAUUAUAAAAAUCAUAGAUAGUUUAAUUAAAAAAAGUUCUAAUUCAUUUUUUAGAAGAUGUUUAGCUUGUUAUAACCACAAAGUGAUUAAUAUGCCUAAAAAUGAUCAAAUUAUAUCAAACAAUUUUAAUAUUGAAGACGAAAUGGAUAAAGAUAAAUUAAUAUAUUUAAUAAAAAACAUACAAAUUAUUAAUUUAAAAGAUAAAAAUAUUUUGAAUAAUAUAAGUAAUCUAUUAAAAAAAUAUAUAAAUGAUUAUAAUAUAGAAGAAAUAUAUCUAAUUAUACAUAGUUUUUGUAAAUUAAAUUUUACAAAACAUUCUUUAUAUACUAAUUUUGUAAAAAUUAUUAUGAAUAAAAAACCACUCAUGAAUACUAGAAUGUUAACACAAAUAUUAAUCGAUUUACAUAAAUUGUCUUCAUUAGAUAUUAAUGUUUUAACAUUUUUUACUGAACAUUAUAUUAAAGGUUCUAUAAAUAAAUUUUCUUUAUUUGAUUUAUCCAUGAUUUUGUUUAUUUAUAAUAAAUAUAAUUAUAAUGAUUUUAUAACAAUUAAUACCAUAUGUGAAAUAAUUAAAGAAUACUUUUUACCAAUUAUAAAUGAAGACAAAGGAGUUUUAACAACUAUAUUAUUAAGUAUAUCUACUUUAAAUUUAAAUUAUGAAAUUUAUUACUAUUUAUUAAAAAAAUAUAUAUAUAAAAAUUAUGAACAUUUUGAAAUUAAAUACUUAUGCAAUAUUUCAUAUUCCAUUGUUCUAAGACUAGCUAAUAAUUCUAUAAAAGAUGAUUUAUUAAAUAUUAUAUUAAAUGAUAUUAUAACAUUGUUGUUAAAUAAUUUACAUAAGUUAAAAAAUGAAGAAUUAAAGCAAAUACAUAUAGUAUUAUACUAUUUAAGGGAUGAAAAAGAAAAAUAUGAAAAUGCUAUAAAAAAAAUUGAAAAAAAGAAUAUUAAAAACACUGUAACAAUUUCAAAAAUGCAACAACAAAUUGAAAAAAUUUUCAAAGAAAUUGGUAUAUACGUACAAAAAGAAUAUAAAAUUGGACCAUAUAUAUUAGACUUUGCUUUAAAAAAAAAAAAAAUUUGUAUAGAAGUAAACGGGUUUACACAUUAUUAUAUUUUUACUAGUACUUUAAAUGCGAAAACUAAAUUGAAAUAUUUUAUUUUAAAUAAACUAAAUUGGAAUGUUGUUACUAUUGAAUAUAUGGAUUGGAAAAACAAAUCAAAAGAA